AAUAAAAUGGAGAACAAACACGCACUUGAGAACUGCUACUCUAGCUGCUCUGCCGUCCGAAACAAUAUAUUUUUCAAUUGACAGCUCAAACGGGACAAAAUAAAUGCUCUCUCACUUCUCUACUCUAUUCCUUCUCCAUUAUUGAGAACAAUUUCAUCUGUGCUUCUCCUCUCCUUUUCUCCUUUCUAUGGAUUCCCUUGCUUUCUCUUCUAAGCUCCACUUUCUUCGUGGCGGCAUCCGGCUGUACGACACCGUUGGAUGGAAAUCGAGCUUUGCUCCGCGGAUGUCUUUUUCUGAUUCUCCGAACUCGUUGGAAAUGAUUUGGAUGUUGAAUGUUUCUUCUUCUUGUUUGAAGACGCGGUGUUUUGGAGUUGGAGUUCCACGCUCCACAAUAGAGGUGGUGGAUGAUCGAGUUGUUGAGGAUGAGGAGAAGCAGCAGGAGGCCGGUAGGGUUCUCAGAGUUGGUCUAAUAUGUGGAGGUCCCUCUGCAGAGCGUGGGAUUUCUCUUAACUCUGCUAGAUCAGUUCUUGAUCACAUUCAGGGUGAAGAUUUGCAUGUGAGCUGCUACUAUAUAGACUAUGAACUCAAUGCCUAUGCUAUAUCCUCUGCUCAGCUAUACUCAAAUACUCCUGCAGAUUUUGAUUUUAAACUUGAAAGCCUUGCCCUGGGAUUUUCAUCUCUGUCUGAAUUCGCAGAACAUCUUGCUGCCUCUGUGGACAUAGUAUUCCCUGUGAUUCAUGGUCGAUUUGGUGAAGAUGGUGGCAUCCAGGAGCUGUUGGAAAAGUACAACAUUCCAUUUGUCGGCACAGGAUCAAAAGAGUGUCGUCAAGCAUUUGACAAGCAUUAUGCAUCCUUGGAGCUUAGCAAGCAAGGGUUCAUAACUGUACCUAGUUUUUUAGUGAAGGGAAGCAAAACGGACGAAUCUGAAUUAUCUAAGUGGUUUGCAAGCAACCAAUUGGACCCUAACUCAGGGAAAGUUGUGGUGAAACCAGCUGUAGCAGGAUCAAGUAUUGGUGUAACAGUUGCUUAUGGUGUUGCUGAUUCUCUUAAAAAAGCAAAUGAUUUAAUUCUGGAGGGGGUUGACGAUAAAGUCCUUGUUGAAAUAUUCCUUGAGGGAGGAAGUGAGUUUACAGCCAUUGUAUUUGAUGUGGGAUCUGGCUUUGAUUGUCAUCCUGUUGUUCUACUGCCAACUGAGGUGGAACUUCAAUUUCAUGGCAAUGUUGAUGUAAGGGAAAAGGAUGCAAUUUUCAAUUACAGAAGAAAGUACCUUCCAACACAACAGGUAGCUUAUCAUACUCCGCCUCGUUUUCCUGUAGAUGUAAUUAGAAAGAUUCGAGAAGGAGCAUCUUUAUUAUUCCAACGGCUUCACCUUCGUGAUUUUGCUCGAAUAGAUGGAUGGUUUUUGCCCCCUUCCAGUAAUGUGUUUUUGACUUCAGAUGGGAAAUUUGGAAGGACUGAUUUUGGUCCAGUACUCUUCACUGACAUUAACCUGAUCAGUGGAAUGGAGCAGACCAGCUUUUUAUUUCAACAAGCUUCAAAGGUUGGAUUCUCUCAUUCUAAUAUUCUACGGAGUAUCAUCCAUCAUGCUUGCUUGAGGUUUCCCAAUCUUGUUUCGAAGAAUAGUAUAUCUAAUCACUUGCCAAGAAGAUCAAAAUCCUUUCAGGAAACUGAAACAUUCAGGAAACGUGAAGGCACUCGCAAAGUUUUUGUUAUUUUUGGAGGGGACACUUCAGAGCGGCAAGUAUCCCUUAUGAGCGGAACAAAUGUAUGGCUUAACUUGCAAGCCUUUAACGAUCUUGAUGUAACUCCUUGUUUGCUUGCCCCAUCAAAUGGCAGUUCUUCUGAUGCUAGUUCUAGAGCAGUUUGGUCAUUGCCUUACUCUCUUGUGCUGAGACACACAACAGAAGAAGUUCUCGAUGCUUGCAUAGAGGCAAUUGAACCAGCUCGGGCUGCAUUGACAUCUCACUUGCGCAACCAAGUGACAAAUGAUCUCAUGGAAGGUUUGAAAAAGCAUAGUUGGUUUAAAGGGUUUGAUAUUGCUGAUGAUCUACCUACAAGAUUUUCAUUGGAGGAGUGGAUUAAACUUGCCAAGGAAGUUGAAGCAACAGUUUUCAUUGCAGUGCAUGGAGGCAUAGGUGAAGAUGGUACACUUCAAUCUUUGCUGGAGGCCGAAGGUGUUCCUUAUACAGGUCCUGGUGUAGCAGCUUCAAAGACUUGCAUGGACAAAGUUGCAACAUCUCUGGCUCUUAGGAAUCUUGCAGAUCAGGGAGUUCUUACCAUAAAUAAAGAAGUGUGCAAAAAGGAGGAUUUGCUAAAUAAGCCUGCACUUGAGUUUUGGAAUAAUUUGACCUCAACCCUUCAGUGUGAAACUUUAUGUGUUAAACCAGCAAGGGAUGGAUGCUCAACUGGUGUUGCAAGAUUAUGUUGUGCCGAUGACCUUGUGGUGUAUGCCAAAGCAUUGAGGGACUGCCUUCUUCGGAUACCACCCGAUAGCUUGUCAAAGGCACAUGGAAUGAUUGAGAUGCCCAGCCCUCCUCCAGAGCUCUUGAUCUUUGAACCUUUCAUUGAGACUGAUGAAAUUGUUUUUUCAUCUAAAUCUGUCAGUGAAACUGCACAUUGCUUAAUGUGGAAAGGACACAGCCGGUGGGUGGAAAUAACAGUUGGUGUUAUAGGAAAAUGUGGAUCUAUGCACUCACUGAGUCCUAGUAUUACUGUAAAAGAAUCGGGUGCUAUUUUAUCACUUGAAGAGAAAUUUCAAGGUGGAACUGGCAUCAAUCUUACUCCGCCACCUACAUCAAUUGUUAGUAAUGAGGCUUUGGAGAAUUGUAAACAUCAUAUUGAACUGAUUGCAAACACUCUGCAAUUAGAAGGAUUUUCACGAAUCGAUGCUUUUCUUAACGUUGAUAGUGGAGAGGUCUUGGUUAUAGAGGUCAAUACUGUCCCUGGAAUGACUCCUUCCACUGUCCUGGUUCAUCAGGCACUAGCAGAGCAACCUCCAAUGUAUCCUCACCGAUUCUUUCGCAAAUUGCUUGAUUUGGCAUUGGAGAGAAGUAAAUAGAAUUUUGUUAUAUUCUAUUGUCUCCUUACUUUGGAAGGACUGCGUGUGUAGUUUGUGGUACUGUAGAAUUGCAGGAUGCAGAACUUGGUUUGCCCCCUCCACCCUACAGUUAGUGAAAAUAAAAAUGUUGGGAAAUUCUCAGAUAAAUUUGCAGUCAUGUGUUCUCCCAUUGGAUUACUUGAAGAUGCUUUUUCUCAUGUGAUCUUA
Manihot esculenta (cassava) is the source of this 3265-nucleotide messenger RNA. RefSeq lists its product as uncharacterized. Gene Ontology annotation, molecular function: metal ion binding; ATP binding; D-alanine-D-alanine ligase activity. Bases 188 to 3058 code for a protein of 956 amino acids. The record is from RefSeq and is a predicted model, not a curated record. Lineage: Eukaryota; Viridiplantae; Streptophyta; Magnoliopsida; Malpighiales; Euphorbiaceae. Gene Ontology annotation, cellular component: chloroplast. The transcript has 24 exons. Gene Ontology annotation, biological process: peptidoglycan biosynthetic process.